Molecule: messenger RNA, 1091 nt
Organism: Microplitis mediator
Lineage: Eukaryota; Metazoa; Arthropoda; Insecta; Hymenoptera; Braconidae
Exons: 3
Coding region: 474-986 (170 amino acids)
Source: RefSeq, a predicted model, not a curated record
UAUUAAAUAAUUUUGAUCCAUAUCAAGAUCUGGGAUAUUAAAUUAUAUUAUAUAUUUACAAUAUCUUAAGCCAAGUAUUGAAUUAAUGCAAUUGCCAGUUUGCUAAGGUAAUCUUACAGCUUUCGUAAUAUUUUUUUAGCUUUAUACUUUUUUUUUCUACCGUCUUUCGGUCUUUAUUUUUAUUAUUAUCGAGUGUUAUUGGAUCUUGCAGAGAUACUACAUGUUAGUAAUAAAAACAAAGUAUUUGGUGGUUUAAAAAAGUGGUAAAAGAAAAAAAACAAAUAUGAGUACGAAUGGGUGGGGACAGGUUUCGGGCCUGAGAAUAUAUAAGCUCGUGGGCGAGACCGAAUUCCGGUUAGUGAGGAUAGUUACUCGAUAUAGAGUAGUGAUUUUAAUUUAAUUAUUUUAUUCUUAUCUAAAAUUAAAUUACUUUUUUUUUACCUGUCAAAGUUUUUUUUUUUUUUAAAUAAAAAAUGAUCGCGUUGUUAUUUUUUUUGGGAGUUUGUGGGGCUUCUAGGAUUCCCAUGGAAUCAAUGAUGGAAAUAAAAUCUAAAUCAUUUGAGGAUUUAGCUAUGGAACCAUCAAAUUUUGUUCAAUCGUCAAUUCAUUCGAUUCAACCCCGUUAUUUUGUUUACAAUUAUUUGCAAGUAGAUCCCCAUAAAUCAUAUCCAGUACUGAGUUAUCCUUAUGGUAAUCCCGGUAAUGCAUACGUAACAUCGUCAUUUAAUUACUACGGAGCGCCUCUUUAUGAUUAUGGAUUCCAAUUAAACCCGGUGUUUACAAAUCUCCAGCCGUUUAUUCCUCAUUACGUUCCACAACAACCGAGUUACGUUCCUCAGCAGCCAAUUUCGACGACUACCCAGCGGCCGUUUAUUGACGACGGGAUUGAAAAACUCGACGAGAAAAUAGAUCCUGAUGUGGAAAUUAAUCCCCCAAUGAGCAAUGAAAAUUCAGAUGACGACUCUGUUGUUGUUGAGUCUAUAUAAUUUUUUUUACCCGCGCAUUUAAUUUAAAAUUUUAUAAUUUCAUAUUGAUAAUUUUUUAUAAUAAAAUAAAUAAUUUAAUUUUACUGUCUUUUAUAAAUUUAUUUA